CUUUUUCAGAGAGGAUUUAGCGAUAAGCGGUGGAGACUGGACAUAGAGAGGAGCGAGGAAGAGGAGGAGAUGAAUACUAGAGUUCGGACUGCGGUGCAGGGCAUGAGAGCUCCUCCGAAGCACGAUAAAGUAGGCUUCUUUGGCGCUAAUCCGAGUUGGUCUGUCUUUUCUUUGGGUUUUGUGGCGUUUUGUCUCGGAAAAAAGUGGCUUCUUUCAUGCAAUCGAGGGACGUCCCCUGGGUUUUUUCUCGGUCACCGAUGGUUCUUUUCUGAAAGGAAGAUUGGAUUUCUUUAAUGGUUUGUGGAAUAUAGAUUAAGUUGGCGGUUUUGAUCAAAAUUCGAAAUGGGUUCGGUGAUUUCGAUCGCAAAGUCCACUCCUUUGAGGAAUGAAAUGGCCUCAGAUUGGAAUUCGAAAUUGGAGAUGGAGAAGGAGAAGAAGACUGAGGUGCAGGGAAGUAGAUUGAUGGAUGCAAGGAAGGGGCUCAAUCAAUGCCAGUCCAGAAGAGAGAGGAAGAUUGCAUUGCAGCAAGAUGUUGAUAAGCUAAAAAAGAAGCUUAGACAUGAAGAGAAUGUCCACAGAGCUCUGGAGAGGGCUUUCACUCGACCUUUGGGUGCUCUUCCUCGACUUCCGCCAUAUCUCCCUUCAUAUACUCUAGAGCUGCUGGCUGAAGUAGCUGUUUUGGAGGAAGAGGUGGUUCGGCUUGAAGAACAGGUGGUGAAUUUCCGGCAAGGCCUCUAUCAGGAGGCCAUUUACGUCUCAUCCUCCAAGAAAACCAGGGAAAGCAAUUCUGAUUCGUAUUGUGAUCGAAACCCAUAUCAGAAUUUCAAAACCAUGGAGCAGGCGAAACCUUUUGCCCGCUUAGCUUAUGCUGAAGAUUCAAACAUCAGCAAGACUUCGGUCUCGAUGAGGUGGUCUUUGGAUGCGGAUUCAAAUCGGCCUUCCUCUAAUCGGUUUGCCGAUGGCAAAAAGGCACCCAAGAAACCAAAGUCUUCUUUGGCCUUGCCAGAGGAUUGCCGUGGAAAAGAGAACCAGUUGAAUACCAACUCUGCUGGGAAUUGCAAGCAAUCACCAGUAAAGAAAGUUUCAAAAAUAACAAUGCCUGCACCGGUGGAAAAGCAUUCAGAUGCCAAGACAGGCUGCCAAGUGAUGACUAGAGAAGGAGUUGAAGAGGGCUUUCGUGCUGCUUCUGAUAAGGCAGCAUCAGAUGAUUCCAGCGGCCCGAACAAAUUAUCUGAGGAUAUCCUAAACUGUAUUGUAAAUAUUUUCUCACGGAUGAGUUCGCCAAAGAACACAAUGGAAGACCUGGAGAUGUCUCCAUCUGUUUCUGGUUCUUCUGUAAGUUCAGAGGAGACCGACUUUCGAGAUCCUUAUGGUAUCUGUUUGGAAUUUGGAAGAAGGGAUAUUGGCCCAUAUAAACAUUGCCGUGCAGUUGAAGCAAGCUCAGUCGAACCGAAUGUUAUCACGAGUGCUCCAUUACUUACUCGUAGACUAAAUCAUUUACUCAGAAAGCUUGCAUUGGUGGAUUUGUCGAGGCUUACACACCAGCAGAGGCUUGCUUUCUGGAUCAACACUUAUAAUUCAUGCAUGAUGAAUGCAUUUCUAGAGCAAGGGAUACCUACUAAUCCUCAGAUGGUUGUCACUCUGAUGCAGAAGGCUCUGAUUAAUGUGGGUGGCCACUUGCUCAGUGCAAUGACAAUCGAGCAUUUCAUUUUGAGGUUUCCCUAUCACUCAAAACAUGCCUACCCAAAAGGAUCAAAAAGUGACGACAUUACAACAAGAGGCAUAUUUGGUUUGGAGUGGCCUGAACCCUUGGUAACAUUUGCGCUCUCAUGUGGAAGUUGGUCCUCCCCUGCUGUAAGAGUUUACACCGCGUCUCAGGUCGAGAAUGAGUUGGAAACAGCCAAAAGGGAUUACUUACAAGCAGCAGUUGGUAUAUCCACACCAAACAAGUUGGCGAUUCCAAAGCUGCUAGAUUGGUACCUGCUUGAUUUCGCAAAGGAUGUGGAGUCACUGAUGGACUGGAUUUGCUUACAACUACCAAGUGAAUUGAGGAAUGAUGCAGUUAAAUGCCUUGAGAUGGGAAGAAGAAGUGCAAUUCCACAGCCUAUACAAGUCCUUCCAUAUGAGUUCAAGUUCAGGUACCUAUUGGCCCCAUAGAGUAUUCUCUCUGCGUCCUCCAUAGUUCAUGGACUGAAGGUUUUUGUACACAUCUUUAUAAUAAAACAGGUUGAAAAUGCAGAGCUUAUUUAUUUGUCCUAUUUGGCAAAUGUUUUUUUUACCGGUAAAUCAGAAUGGGGUUUUAGCUCUUCA
Messenger RNA from Phoenix dactylifera (date palm), 2310 nucleotides. NCBI's taxonomy places the organism in Eukaryota, Viridiplantae, Streptophyta, Magnoliopsida, Arecales, Arecaceae. The record is from RefSeq and is a predicted model, not a curated record.